UUGCAGUACCUCUCCAUCACCUUUAGAGUGAUGUCUCAUGUGGUUACGAUUUAUCGAAGCAAGUCUUCUGAUCUGGUCUGCAAUGCACCUAGCGAAUGGAAGGACUUCACGGUAUUCGUGGCAUGUGUGGGAGUGGGGAACGUUGGACAGCUUGCCUGUGAUCUUCUGAUACACAACCUGAACUGCGUACUAGCAGGAAGCCUGGACUUCGCUUGUUUGCCUGCCGUAGUCGGCCCGGAUCCGUUCUCAAGUUCUCCUAAGGAAGACUCCCUGCUGACUUGCUCCCAAAUCUACACAAACAAUGGGCGCAGAAUUGCAAUACUCCAAAUUCGCGCUCCACCCUUUUCCAAAUGUCAAGGGAAGCACACUGAAGAACUAGCUCAAUUUCUAUUCAAGGCUCAGUUUUCGCGUGUUAUACUACUGUCGAGCAGCUUUGCUAUGCAGCGCAAGGAUGCCGAGCUGAUGGCAUCACCACUUCGUUACGCGAUAACAGAAAAUUUUAAUAUUGCGGACGUUCAGAGGCUAAAAUCCAAACAAUGGCCGGUACUGCUGGAGCACACAGAAGACCUGGAAGAUGACUUGCCAGCUAGUAAACGUCGUGCUCGACCAACAUAUCGACUUCUUGGCUGUGGUAUUGCCAGUCGUCUGUUCGAUCGAUUGAGCAAGGGUCCCGAAGGCCAACUGCCGGUAUGCCUUCUAAACAUCUUCGCUUCCGAGGGAGACAAUGCUGGUGACGCCCUGUACAUGGUACAUCAGUUGAGUGAUUGGUUAGUACUCCUGGACAACUCAAGCGCUGAUAAGACUCCUCAUGAAGUUUGGUUACCACCUCCUUCGUGGUCCUUAUUGUAUGGAACCAGUGCCUUGGAGUCAUUGUACUAA
Messenger RNA from Opisthorchis viverrini, 879 nucleotides. RefSeq lists its product as hypothetical. Bases 31 to 879 code for a protein of 282 amino acids. Lineage: Eukaryota; Metazoa; Platyhelminthes; Trematoda; Opisthorchiida; Opisthorchiidae. Gene Ontology annotation, biological process: proteasome assembly. The transcript is spliced from 3 exons. Gene Ontology annotation, cellular component: nucleus; cytosol. The record is from RefSeq and is a predicted model, not a curated record.